GAGGCUAACUAAAAUCUGGGCGAUAAAAUGCAGUACAGAAUAGAAUAGCGAAUAGGAGUAUUGAUAAAUAUAUAAAUCUGUUUAUGACGAAAUUUACAGUGUUGACGAUAACCAGAGGUGUCAAAAGUACACAUAUUCCUUUCUACAGUUUAGACACCUCUCUUUAAAAAUAAUCGAAUAAAGGUAUAAGUAUUGACUUAUACCUUUAUUCAGCUCUAAAAUAUAAUUUAUGUACAAAAUUUUGAAGUAAACUUGCGUCCGAAGCACGCGGGCGGGGGACUGAUUUACAAAUGUACGGAUUACAAAGUACAGAUACGCGUGCUAAAAUGUGAGAAGUAGAAGUAUAAAGAAGUAUACAGUAGGCACAAAAAAGUACAGCAGUAAAGUAAAGAUACCAGAAAAUUCUACUUAAGUACAGUAUUGAAGUAUUUGUACUUCGUUAUUUUGCAUCUCUGACGCCAACAAUAAAUCAUAUUCUAAUGCAAAAUGUGUUGUUUUUCUUCUUCUCGCCCACAGAAGCCCUUAAUCCAGCUCUCUUACUUAAACCAGGGCCAGGAAAACACAUAGCUGUGUGCUUCUCUGCCAUGAAGCACGAUGAAAAAAAAAAAUUAAAAUAAGAACGAAUGUUGUUGUAACGCAAAAAAGUGGCAACAUGAUCAGUGUAAGCAAACUAGACGAUUCCUAGAAUUAUGAAAUUACUAACGGCAAAUUUAUUUAAGAAAGAGUCUGUCCCAACCUUUGCGAUCCACUUGCAAGUCUUCCACGGUAUCCAUGCGUGUUUCUGGAUACUGUGGAGGUCACGUGUUUCCGGUUGGUGUGGAGGUCACGUGCUUCCGGCUACUGUGGAGGUAAUAUGGCGCUCCCCAGUGGCUGCAGCCAGACCCUUCUCGCUGUUUGUGCUGCUAGCAUCACGAACAGCUGUUUGUGCUGCUAGCGCCUGUAGCAGGCGGAGGUUACUGAAACCAUCAGUCCAGACAGUGUCGCUAAAGCAAGAGCUGAUGGAACUCGUUAUGCUGUUAGAUCAACUUUCUUCACAUUAAACAUGCAUCACAGAAGCUUCCCAUUUCUAACUUUAUCUAAACACCUGCAACAAAUACAACAUCAUAGUCAUAGCAGCCAAUCAGGGAGCAGUAAAAGGCUGACAAGUUAUAGAGACACAGCUCUCUGAUUGGCUGACCUCCAGACACACCUGCUGCUGCUCUUAGCAUCAGCAUCCUCUAAAGAACAUGACUGUGGGGAGCAUGGGCUGCUGAUGGAGCCAAGUCAGGGUUCCUGUGAUGCUCCUGUGCAGCAUGCUGUCCAUGUGCAGUUCAAACACAAAGUUUAGAAGUCCUGAUUGGCUGUCCAAGCAAGAAGUUACUCACAAACAGAUGCAGCUAAGAGGCCUGUACCAGGAAGACGACCAACAGCGUCGGAGUGUCCUCACAGGCCGAGAACUGGCUGGAGGCGGAGUCAGAGUGUAGCAGGAGGGACUUCCUCUGAGCCGAGGGCAAUAUGCUGCUGACUUCCUGCUCUGACGCCUGUGGUCUCAAUCUGCUCUGGUGCCUCCUGAUCGUACUCAAAGCCCUGCCAGCAGCUCUCGGGGGUGACUUGUCUGAACCAUGUGGUGGGCGGGACUGCUCCACCUGUCAGUGUUUCCCAGCCAAGGGAGCAAGGGGUGCUCCUGGUUCUCUGGGUCUGCAGGGCCCUAACGGACCCAUGGCUUCCCGGGUCCUCAGGGGCCUCCAGGAGAGAAAGGCCAGAGAGGAGAUGAGGGGCCAACAGGAGCUGCAGGCCUGAAAGGACAUAUGGGAUCUCUUGGUGUUCCUGGUUUUCCAGGUUUGGAUGGAGUUCCGGGACACCCGGGACCUGCUGGAGGUCCAGGACGUCCAGGUCUGGAUGGAUGUAAUGGAACUAGAGGAGACAAGGGGAAAGCUGGCCUUCCGGGAGAACAAGGACGUGACGGAGAACUGGGUUUUCCAGGACCGAAAGGAUAUCCAGGAGAUCAGGCGGUGUACUUCAUACGUUACCCUGGAGUGACUGGAGAUGCUGGGCCCAGUGGAUGUCCUGGUCUGCAGGGUGAGCAGGGCUUCUCGGGAUCGAAGGGAGCAACGGGUUCUCCAGGACCGAAAGGCCAAGACGGUGUACCUGGAAGCCCGGGUUCUCGAGGUUCACCCGGGGAAAGAGGUCGAUCUCUACCUGGACAGAAAGGAGACGAGGGGGAUCAGGGUUUGCAGGGACGUCCAGGGCCGUUUGAGUAUGUUGACCCUCCCGAAGACCUCUACAUCAAAGGAGACAAAGGCUCCCGGGGAGUUAAAGGAGUCUGUGGAAUUGACGGACUGCGGUAG
Oreochromis niloticus (Nile tilapia) is the source of this 2327-nucleotide messenger RNA. Its product is annotated as collagen alpha-4(IV) chain. The record is from RefSeq and is a predicted model, not a curated record. The transcript is spliced from 14 exons. Lineage: Eukaryota; Metazoa; Chordata; Actinopteri; Cichliformes; Cichlidae. The coding region runs from base 1788 to 2327 and encodes 179 amino acids. Gene Ontology annotation, cellular component: extracellular matrix.